Scomber scombrus (Atlantic mackerel) is the source of this 4640-nucleotide messenger RNA. RefSeq names its product integrin, alpha 3b (gene itga3b). The coding region runs from base 93 to 3335 and encodes 1080 amino acids. Gene Ontology annotation, biological process: cell adhesion mediated by integrin; cell-cell adhesion; leukocyte migration. The record is from RefSeq and is a predicted model, not a curated record. Gene Ontology annotation, molecular function: integrin binding. Lineage: Eukaryota; Metazoa; Chordata; Actinopteri; Scombriformes; Scombridae. Gene Ontology annotation, cellular component: external side of plasma membrane; integrin complex. The transcript has 26 exons.
CCUACCUGUUGGAGCUCAUUACGGGGGGACUGCCGCUCCGGACCCACGCUGAUCGUGGAUCUGCGGGAAGGCUAUAGUGCACUUUGCGAAGGAUGAACAGCCCAAAAAUGUCUCCAAGACUAUUCCUCUGCGCUGUGAUUGCUGUGUACCACGGGACGCAAACCUGCAGUGGAUUUAAUAUAGAUAAACAGUUUCCUGUGAUCAAAGUGGGGAAAACCAAAGGGAGCUUCUUUGGAUUCUCAGUCGCAAUGCAUGAACAGACGGAAGGCUCCAGACAAUACCUGCUUCUAGCAGGAGCACCCAAAGAGAAAGCCAUGUCUCUACAAAAUGUCAAUGAAACGGGAGCUGUCUACUCUUGUCCCAUUACAACGGAUACCACUGAUUGCUCCAGAAUGGACCUGGUCAGCUCAACAAAUCCAUCAGAGAUGGUGGAGGGCAUGUGGCUGGGUGUGACCGUGGCCAGCCAGAGAGACCAGCCGGCAGGACGCGUGCUGGCAUGCGGACAUCGUUAUGUGAAGAUCAUCCAAGGUGGCACAGAGGAGCAGCGUCGGAUGAUAGGAAAGUGUUACGUGAGGAGUAAUGACCUGACCUAUGACCCCAACGAUGAGUGGCAGACAUACAGUUAUGAGGUCUGCAAUCCCAACUUCGACAUGGAGUUUGAGGGCAUGUGCAACAUGGGCAUCUCAGCCGGCAUGACAGACACUGAUGUCUACAUCGGCGCCCCUGGCAGCUACGUGUGGCAAGGAAAUGUUCAUGUUACAUGGAGAGAUCCGGAUCCUGGGAAUGCAUGGGACUCCACUGGAAAAGACUUUGGACAGCUGAAAAAACGAUACAGUUAUAUGGGUUAUUCAGUUCUUGAAGAGAGGAAGCUGCUGAGCCAGGACGACUACACAGUGGUGACAGGUUCGCCCAGGGCUGAGUCCAAGGGCUCUGUGAUGUUAGGGCGAAAGAUGGCCAAAGACAUUCAGGUGGCACUCAUCAUCCCUGGGGAACAAGUGGGCUCGUACUUCGGGAACAGCCUGGCUAUCACUGACCUCAAUAAUGAUGGUUGGAAUGACCUAGUCGUUGGUGCCCCGUUUUAUUUUGACCGUAAGAAGGAUGAGGGAGGAGCAGUGUAUAUCUACAUGAAUGAGAAUGGAUCUUUCCAGAAAACUCCCACCACAGUACUGAAGGGUCCAGCAACAUCUGCAUUCGGCUUUGCAGUUGCUGCCAUUGGUGAUAUCAACCAAGAUGGAUUCCAAGACUUUGCAGUGGGAGCUCCAUUCCAGGGCACAGGCAAGGUCUACAUAUGGAUGGGAAGUAAAAACGGAAUCUCAAAGAAUUACAGUCAGGUAAUUGAGGGUAAGUCAGUGGGUAAUGGAGGUUUCCAUACUUUUGGCUAUUCCAUCAAUGGGGGGAUGGACAUGGAUGACAACAGUUACCCUGACAUCUUGGUUGGCUCUCUUGAUGAUCGCAUUGCCCUGCUCAGGGCUCGACCAGUCAUUCACUUAACUAAGAACUUCACUGUCGGGCCAAAUAUUGUGGAUCCUAAUAAGUGUCCUGGAAAUACACCAUGCAUUACAGCGAGAAUGUGCAUGUCUUUCACUCUAAGCACCGGAAAUAAAGACUUCAAAAAAAAUAUCACGGUGAAUUACACAGUGGAGGCCGACAUGGAGAGGAGAAGAAGUCCCCGUGUUCGUUUUCAUGCUAAUAAUGAUGACACAUACACGGGCCUCCUGAGCCUGCCAGCAUCCAAACCCAAGUGUCAUGAUCUGAAGCUGACAGUAGUGUCACCUGUGAGAGACAAACUGGAGCCAGUGGUCUUUUCCCUCAGGGUGUUCUUACAUGUACAAAAACCCAAAGCCAGGCGUUCCCUGCAGAACCUGGACUUUUUCCCAAUUAUCAGCCCGGAGCAGAAACUCACACAAAGAACUGAGAUUCACUUUCAGAAGGAAUGUGGCUCGGACAACAAAUGCACCAGUAAUCUGCAGCUGAAUGCCCAGUUUGUUGAUGAUAACAAAAAGCCUUACCCCAGGCAGGGAAAAUUCCAGGUACUUCAGUUCAGCAGCAAUAUCAAGAUAGUACAGCUGAUGGUGGAGGUGACCAACAUUCCUUCUGAGCAGAAGCUGGCUGAGGACGCCCACCAGGCCAUGCUCAACGUCACCAUCCCUAAUGCCCUGAUAUACUCUGCUGUCAGGUCGACGGACAACGAAGUAGAAUGCAGAUUUGACGGCACAGUGAUUUGUGAGUUAGGGAAUCCACUUAAAGGAAAUGAGAAGGUGUCACUCAUCCUCAGGUUUGAGACAUUAGGGAUCGAUCUGUACACACAAGAGGUUGAGACUAAUCUGCUGCUGUCCACGCUUAGCGAGCAGAGCGACCUGAAACCUGUGGCUGUGGCCCUGCUGAUUGAGAACACCAUCCUCCCCUCCUUUUCUGUAGCGAAACAAAUGGUGCGAACACAAUUCGGUGGGACGGUGAUGGGCGAGUCAGCUAUGGUCAACACCAGUGACGUGGGCAGUCUGGUGGAGUUCACCUUCAUUGUAAACAUGAGAGGUCAGCCGUUAGGAGACCUGGGGACCCUGGCUGUGGAGUUUGAGUGGCCCUUUGAGGUUGCCAAUGGCAAGUGGCUGCUGUACCUGACAAAGAUCGUCAUUAAGGGGCAAUCAGAGACAGAAUGUAAACCCCCUGGAGAUGUUGUCAACCUACUUAACCUAACUUUGUCAGAGAGUGGAUCCAAGCGUACAAAACGGCAGAUCAGGGUGGAAGAUGUCGAUGACAUGGACCAGCCACAGAUUAUUGAGCCACAGGCAGCGAUCACACUUAACACACGAAAAGAGUUCUACUCAUUGGAAUGCUCCAAGGGAACGGCACGAUGUGUGACCUUUAGCUGUCCAUUACUCAACAUGACGGAUUCAGCCAAGAUUUAUGUGCAGUCCCGUUUGUGGAACAGUACAAUGCUCGAGGACUAUAACAAUGCUCAGCAAAUCGUGGUUAGAGGUGAAGCCACACUGAAGCUCAUUACAGAUAAACUAAACAUCAAGAUGGACAGUCAAACCACCACGUUCUCUGUGGAUAUAGAACCAGUGGCAGGGGUAGAGAUACCCUAUGAGCUCCCAUUAUGGAUCAUCAUUUCUGCAGCUGUAGCAGGAAUUCUACUACUAGGAAUCAUCAUUCUUAUACUUUGGAAGCUUGGAUUCUUCAAGCGAGCCGUCUACUAUCGGAUAAUGCCAAAGCACCAGGGGGUGAAAAUUCGCAAGGCUGAGCGCUAUCAGUUCAAUCUGGGUUUUCAGCCUGAGGAGCCACAGAAAAAGUAUUGGAUCACCAACUGGACAGAGAUGCAGCAUUACUACUACUGAGGCCUUAACUUGGAACCUUGAACCACUUACCGUCACACUGUUUCGACAUAGGCCAAACAAAGAACAUUGGGCUUUGUCAAGCUACAUGGAUUCUUCAGUGCACGGACCAACUGUGGAGAGUGCAUUCGAUUUGAAACAUAACUGUUUGUACAUUUCUAGUAGAUUUCAUCAACUUCUCCAGUGCAAUAUACUGAACAUUUGUGUUUCAGAAAUUGUAAUGUGUUAUGUGUUUUUAUUGAAUGCAGUGUUGUACAUUGAAUCGGGGUUGCAUUCGAGAGAAAAUUGUUUGUCGCAAAUUGUUUUGAUUAAGGUUUUUAUAUGCUGAAUUUGGUGUUUGUGCAUUUUCAUAUCUUUCUGAAUCCUCCAUGCACAGUUCCUGGUCAUUCAUCAUGUUUAUUUUCACCAUGUCUGUUUGCUCUCUAAUCAGAGGAAUGAGUUUAUUGAUUUUCUCUGUGAUUGUAUACGUCUUUUCUGCUCUUUCACCAAUCAUCACUGUGUGGUCAGCAGUUGUAGCCUAUGUAUGGGUCUUAAACCAGUUGUUCUGGAGAUCAUUUUCAAACUGCACUUAAAAUAUGUUUUAGUUGCCCCCAUGAGAUUCCACUGCGAAAGCCCAUCAGCAAACAACCCUGCAACAACUUAAAAAACAAAAGCUUAUCUGUAUGUAGACUUAACCAACACGUGUUGAUGAGAUGAUGGGAGUACACUUAAUCACUAUUUAUUACACUGUCUUGCGUUAUUACAAUAUUGAACCUUUUUGGAUAUUUUUUAAAAGAUCCCAUACGGGGAGUCACAACACUGGAUUCAAUAAUACCAUAUAUUGUACCUGACUGGAGACGUUGUGUUGUUGUAGCUCCAGCUUAGAUAGUUACGCUAUAAAUUGUACAUAGUGACAAGUUACGAUAAAUUGACUAUAUGAAUGAAUGCAUAUGUCAUUGGCCUUUGUUGUUUCAUUGUCUCUAAGCUUUGUAUUUUUGUACGCGACAGUGAGCUGAAACUUGGAUUGUUUCCAAGCCGUUGUGGCCCCUUUUGAGGUCUACCUGCAGCACUGAAAAUAGACUGGACCAACAGAAGACAGUCCCUGAUGGGAACAAAGUGUUGCAUUUACCACUCUAGUCCGUGUUACCUGAGAGCCCACAGGUAUUCUGUUGGGAGACUGAGAUCUGUGGUCAUUACAGAGGCUCCAUUGACUCUUUGAGUGAAGAGUAAAGCUGAUGAACCAAUGCACAAAUUCUGUUCUCUGUGGUGGUGUUUUUGUUCUUGUUUUUUACUGUGCAGUUUCAAUGUAAUUAAAUUGUUUUGAACAAC